AUGUCUACGCCAACUACAUCGACCUCGAAGAAGCGCAUCUACCUCAACUUCUUUGACCAUGGCUGCACGGGCUCUCAUAUGUCUCCUGGUCAGUGGCGAGGUGAGGGCGACCAAGGGACAACAAAAGACACACUGAGUUAUUGGAUCAACCUUGCCAAGCUCGCUGAAAAGGGCAAGAUCUCAUUCAUUUUCCUCGCGGACAGUUACAACACCCAUGACAUAUAUGGAGGGAGUUCUGAUUACAUGCUGCGAGCUGGGGCUCAUACAGCCACUCUCGACCCUUUCACUCUCAUACCUGCAAUGGCGGCGGCGACCAAGACUGUUGGCUUUGGUGUCACUGCAAGCACUAGCUACAUGACUCCAUACGCGCUGGCAAGGACUUUCUCAUCACUGGAUCAUCUCACGAAUGGCCGUGUUGCCUGGAAUGUCGUUACCAGCUGGAGUAAAAGCGCCGCCCAAGCUCUCGGCCACGAUGAUGUCGUCCCUCACGAUGAGCGAUACGCAGUCGCGGAUGAAUUCAUGGAUAUCAUGUACAAAUUUUGGGAGAGUUCAUGGGCAGAUGGCUCUGCAAUCUUCGACAAGGCAACACGCACGGCCUUUGACCCAGCAAAAGUGAAAAAGAUUGAGCACAAGGGGAAAUACUUGAGUGCGUCUGCUCUCGGUCCUCUUCACCCUUCUCCUCAGCGCACUCCGGUGAUAUUCCAAGCCGGGACCUCCAAGGCAGGUAGUGCAUUCGCCGCAAAACAUGCCGAGGCAAUCUACGUUGGGGGCCUGGUUCCUGCGCAGACCAAAGGUUCGAUUGCGUCCAUCCGAGCUGCCGCGGCCGCAAGAGGUCGAGACCCCAAGUCGCUCAAGUUCUUUGUCGGAAUUUCCUGCAUACUGGGCCAAACUAACGAAGAGGCCCAAGCCAAAUAUGAAGUCGCCAAGGAGAAUGCGGAUAUAGUGGGCGGACUUGCACAAUUCUCUGGAUAUACUGGAAUUGACUUGGCUCGCUUUCCAUUAGAUGAUGUAUUUGAGCUCAAGGAUGCACCCGGUGAUGCAGCUGUGCAUACCUUUUUGGAGAACUUCAACAAGGCCACAGGCAGUAGCGAGCCAUGGACCCCUCGGAAGCUUGGAGAGAAAAUGGCACUGGGAGGUUUUCAUCCUCUUCCCAUUGGCACGCCCGAGGUCGUCGCGGACGAGUUUGAACGUUGGAUUGACGAGGCGGACGUAGAUGGCUUCAACAUUGCCUACAUCACAACACCAGGCAGCCAGGAAGACGUUGUCGAACUUCUUGUACCUGAGUUGAUGAGGCGAGGACUGAUGUGGGAAGAUUAUGAAGUUGAGGGCGGCAGCUUGAGAGAGAACCUUUAUUCGAAUCCAGGACAAAAGGAAUUGCCAGAGGAUCACUAUGGGCACAAAUUCAAGUGGGGAUCUGGCUUUGAGGGCGAGUCGAUUGAGAAGUUGAGGGCGGCCCACGCAGCGCAAGAUCCCACCAAUGUUGAAUAG
Pestalotiopsis fici W106-1 is the source of this 1488-nucleotide messenger RNA. RefSeq lists its product as uncharacterized. The transcript is spliced from 4 exons. NCBI's taxonomy places the organism in Eukaryota, Fungi, Ascomycota, Sordariomycetes, Amphisphaeriales, Sporocadaceae. The coding region runs from base 1 to 1488 and encodes 495 amino acids. Gene Ontology annotation, molecular function: monooxygenase activity; oxidoreductase activity, acting on paired donors, with incorporation or reduction of molecular oxygen. The record is from RefSeq and is a predicted model, not a curated record.